CUGGCGGUGCGUCUCCUCAGUCACCAUGAAAGACGACUUUGCAGAGGAGGAGGAGGUGCAUUCCUUCGGUUACAAGCGGUUCGGUAUUCAGGAAGGAACACAAUGUACCAAAUGUAAAAAUAACUGGGCACUGAAGUUUUCUAUCAUACUGUUGUACAUUUUGUGUGCCUUGCUCACAAUCACAGUAGCCAUUCUGGGAUACAAAGUUGUAGAGAAAAUGGACAAUGUUACAGGCGGCAUGGAGACAUCUCGCCAAACCUAUGAUGACAAGCUCACAGCAGUGGAGAGCGACCUGAAAAAAUUAGGGGACCAGACUGGGAAGAAAGCUCUAAGCACCAACUCAGAACUCUCCACCUUCAGAUCGGACAUUCUAGAUCUUCGUCAGCAGCUUCGCGAGAUUACAGAGAAGACCAGCAAGAACAAAGAUACGCUGGAGAAGCUGCAGGCAAGCGGGGAUGCACUGGUGGACCGGCAGAGUCAACUGAAAGAAACUUUGGAGAAUAACUCUUUCCUCAUCACCACUGUAAACAAAACCCUCCAGGCGUAUAACGGCUACGUCACGGACCUGCAGCAAGACACGAGCGCACUGCAGGGCAGCCUGCAGACCCAGAUGUAUUCUCACAGCGUGGUCGUCAUGAACCUCAACAACCUGAACCUGACCCAGGUACAGCAGAGGGACCUCAUCACGAACCUGCAGCGCUCCGUGGACGACACGAGCCAGGCGAUCCAGCGAAUCAAGAACGACUUCCAAAACCUGCAGCAGGUUUUCUUUCAAGCCAAGAAGGACACGGAUUGGCUGAAGGAGAAAGUGCAGAGCUUGCAGACGCUGGCUGCCAAUAACUCUGCCUUGGCCAAAGCCAACAACGACACCCUGGAGGAUAUGAAUGGCCAGCUCAGCUCAUUCGCAGGGCAGAUGGACAACAUCACCACGGCCUCCCAAGCCAAUGAGCAGAACCUGAAAGACCUGCAGGAGGUACACAGGGAUGCGGAGAACAGAACGGCUGUCAAGUUCAGCCAGCUGGAGGAGCGAUUCCAGGUCUUCGAGUCGGAUAUUGUGAACAUCAUCAGCAACAUUAGCUACACGGCCCACCACCUGCGGACGCUGACCAGCAACCUGAAUGAAGUCAGGACCACGUGCACAGAUACUCUGACCAAACACACGGAUGAUCUGACUUCCUUGAAUAACACGCUGGCCAACAUCCGUUUGGAUUCUGUUUCUCUCAGGAUGCAGCAAGAUAUGAUGAGGUCAAGGUUAGACACUGAAGUGGCCAACUUGUCAGUGAUUAUGGAAGAAAUGAAGCUGGUAGAUUCCAAGCACGGUCAGCUCAUCAAGAAUUUUACGAUACUACAAGGUAAGUGAGAAUUCUGAAUUUAC
Messenger RNA from Vicugna pacos (alpaca), 1375 nucleotides. The record is from RefSeq and is a predicted model, not a curated record. Lineage: Eukaryota; Metazoa; Chordata; Mammalia; Artiodactyla; Camelidae.